CUCCGAUCAAAAGUUCCGUAAUGUUCCACUUAAAUCCAAAAUUAGGUCAAGGCUGUGCCUUGACCCUCAUCUUUUGUCUGGUGAAUCUCCUGAUGAUGCACCAACCCACCAAUGCGGAGCUCUCGCCAGUCGUUCAAGGCGGUGGACCCAUCAACAAUCUCUACGAUAAUCUCCUCCAGCGGGAGUAUGCCGGACCCGUGGUCUUUCCCAAUCACCAAGUGGAGCGCAAGGCUCAGCGCUCGCCCUCGUUGCGUCUCCGCUUUGGUCGCAGCGACCCCGAUAUGCUCAACAAUAUCAUGGAGAAGCGUUGGUUCGGCGACGUCAACCAGAAGCCCAUUCGAUCGCCUUCCUUACGUCUGCGCUUCGGACGCCGCGAUCCCACUCUGCCACAGAUGCGACGCACAGCCUACGAUGAUCUUUUGGAACGCGAAUUAACCUUCAACAACCAGCAGCAGCAACAGCAACUGGCAGACACAGCCGACGAUCUGAGUGCCGACUAUGAUGGCCUUUAUGAGCGUGUGGUGCGCAAGCCGCAGCGUCUUCGUUGGGGUCGCAGUGUGCCACAGUUUGAAUCAACCACUGGGUAUAAUGAUCAGCUCUACAGCUCUCUGUGGAACUCUGAGAAAAUGCGUCGCAUGCUGUUGGCCCUGCAGCAGUAUGAGGCAGCCCCCGGACAUGUUACAAACUAUGCCAACGAUGGGGACGACACCGAGGCGCAACUGGAUGAAGAUACGUCGGAAUUCCAGCGUGAGGCACGCAAGCCAAUGCGUUUGCGUUGGGGUCGUAGCACUGGCAAGGCCCCAGCAACCGAACAGAAGAUUGAAACCUCUUCAAUUGCUCCCAAAAAUUAAAUUUUUACUGCAGAUAUUUAUGGCCAAGGCGAAAGGAACUCCAAAGGACAAAGGCGAUGACAUCAAAUGAUGGGAAAAUGGAAAGCUA
This is a messenger RNA of Drosophila guanche, 939 nucleotides long. RefSeq names its product short neuropeptide F (gene sNPF). Bases 21 to 851 code for a protein of 276 amino acids. The transcript is spliced from 4 exons. The record is from RefSeq and is a predicted model, not a curated record. NCBI's taxonomy places the organism in Eukaryota, Metazoa, Arthropoda, Insecta, Diptera, Drosophilidae.